GUAGUGUAUGGUAUUUCAUAAGAGUCAGUUGUAUCGAUACUGCUUUUGAUAUGGAAUGGGAAGUGCUUCUUUUUGUGAAGCAUGAUGAUAGCAUAAGUAAAUAUAUCAAUUUCGAAAGUACAGAUAAAGAAAAGAUUAAAAGAUUUGUAACUGCAAUACAUAAAG
This is a messenger RNA of Racocetra persica, 165 nucleotides long. The record is from the annotation of a GenBank genome assembly. Lineage: Eukaryota; Fungi; Glomeromycota; Glomeromycetes; Diversisporales; Gigasporaceae.